This is a messenger RNA of Erythranthe guttata (spotted monkey flower), 508 nucleotides long. Its product is annotated as small polypeptide DEVIL 22. Lineage: Eukaryota; Viridiplantae; Streptophyta; Magnoliopsida; Lamiales; Phrymaceae. Gene Ontology annotation, biological process: negative regulation of cell population proliferation. The record is from RefSeq and is a predicted model, not a curated record.
UUUUUUUACUAUUUUAAUAUUUGGUACAAACUCCCAUGCAGAUCCAUGAAUUCACGAACCCUGACUAUGUACAUCCAUCCCUACUGUCUUAACCUAGUCAACUUUCAUCUAUAAAUAAUAAACCCCAUUUACCAAUUCUUCACCAUUUUAGAUUGUCUCUCUUUUUUGCCCUAAAAAUUAUUCUUCUUGGGUUUAUUUUGAUUAUUUCAUUUUCUUCUUAUAACACUCAAGAACUAAUUUAUAAAAUUCGAAAAAAAAAAUGGCUGAGUUGCAAAUGAAUGCUAAAUCUUCAAAGAGAUCGUCGUCGUCGAAGAGAAGCAACAACGGGUUCACAAGAAAAUGCGCGUCUUUGGUUAAGGAACAACGAGCCCGGAUCUACAUUCUCCGCCGCUGCGCCACCAUGCUCCUCUGCUGGUACAUUCAAGGAGACGAUAACUGAUCGGAUCGGAGUUUGUGCAAAAUGACCGAAAUGCCCUUUAUUUUUUCCACUACAUAAAUCCCCGAACCC